Molecule: messenger RNA, 516 nt
Organism: Colletotrichum navitas
Lineage: Eukaryota; Fungi; Ascomycota; Sordariomycetes; Glomerellales; Glomerellaceae
Exons: 2
Coding region: 1-516 (171 amino acids)
Biological process (GO): late endosome to vacuole transport via multivesicular body sorting pathway; protein targeting to vacuole
Cellular component (GO): fungal-type vacuole membrane; Vps55/Vps68 complex
Source: RefSeq, a predicted model, not a curated record
AUGGAGGAGGAGCGCCUUUGGAAAUUCAGCAAGCCGGAAUGGCUGAACAGCAUCUGGGCGCGUAACUCUGGCGUCUACGGCGCCGGAGCUUUGUUCUCCAUCGCAUUCUACGUUAUGCUGGACUCGGCCGUCUGGUCCAAGUCGGCCAAGAACGGCUCCGACACGCAUGUCACCUUUGUCGACUGGUUGCCCCUCAUCUUCUCGUCGCUGGGCAUGCUCAUCAUCAAUUCGGUCGAGAAGGCGCGGCUGUCGGCGGACAGCUUCUCGUACAGCGGCAACGGCGUGGCGUGGAAGGCGCGCGUCGUGCUGUUCCUCGGCUUCGCGGCGCUCGCGGGCGGCAUGGCCGGCGGCGUCACCGUCUUCGUGCUCAAGUUCGUCGUGCGGGAUGUCGGCAUGCCGGCGCUCGGCAUGGGCAUCGAGAACGUGGUCGCCAACGCGCUGGUCGGGCUGAGCAGCGUCGUGCUCUGGGUCAGCCAGAACAUGGAGGACGAGUACAGCUACAAUCUCGCCUUGUGA